Molecule: messenger RNA, 2368 nt
Organism: Grammomys surdaster
Lineage: Eukaryota; Metazoa; Chordata; Mammalia; Rodentia; Muridae
Gene: P2rx5
Product: purinergic receptor P2X 5
Exons: 13
Coding region: 185-1552 (455 amino acids)
Biological process (GO): response to ATP; monoatomic cation transmembrane transport
Cellular component (GO): nuclear inner membrane; plasma membrane
Molecular function (GO): ATP binding; purinergic nucleotide receptor activity; extracellularly ATP-gated monoatomic cation channel activity
Source: RefSeq, a predicted model, not a curated record
CAGUCAGGCUCUCCGAGGCAGGGGGAUCCUGCUGGCCGCCUUGUGCUCGCGCCCGGGUCUGCGCGUCUGCUUUCCAGCUCAUGCCCUUUGGAGCCGCGCGCCCCGGGACUGCGGCAGCGCACACAGAGUGCUCGGUUGGCUGCGGGGCAGCGGAAGACGGCGGCGGCCAGAGUGAGCUGGAGGCAUGGGCCAGGCGGCCUGGAAGGGGUUCGUGCUGUCUCUGUUCGACUACAAGACAGCAAAGUUCGUGGUCGCCAAGAGCAAGAAGGUGGGGCUGCUCUACCGGGUGUUACAGCUCACCAUCCUGUUGUACUUGCUCAUAUGGGUGUUUCUGAUAAAGAAGAGUUAUCAGGACAUUGACACUUCCCUGCAGAGUGCUGUGGUCACCAAAGUCAAGGGGGUGGCCUAUACCAACACCACGAUGCUUGGGGAACGGCUUUGGGAUGUAGCCGACUUUGUCAUUCCCUCUCAGGGGGAGAACGUUUUCUUCGUGGUCACCAACCUGAUUGUGACUCCUAACCAGCGGCAGGGCAUCUGUGCUGAGCGUGAGGGCAUCCCUGAUGGCGAGUGUUCUGAGGACACUGACUGUCAUGCUGGGGAGUCUGUCGUAGCUGGACACGGACUGAAAACUGGUCGUUGUCUACGGGUGGGGAACUCUACCCGGGGCACCUGUGAGAUCUUUGCUUGGUGCCCAGUGGAGACAAAGUCCAUGCCAACGGAUCCCCUCCUGAAGGAUGCCGAAGGCUUCACCAUUUUCAUAAAGAACUUCAUUCGCUUCCCCAAGUUCAACUUCUCCAAAGCCAAUGUGCUAGAAACAGACAACAAAGAUUUCCUGAAAACCUGUCACUUCAGCUCCACGAAUCUCUACUGUCCCAUUUUCCGACUAGGGUCCAUUGUCCGCUGGGCAGGGGCUGACUUCCAAGACAUAGCCCUGAAGGGUGGUGUGAUAGGAAUCCAUAUCGAAUGGGACUGUGACCUUGAUAAAGCUGCCUCCAACUGCAACCCACACUAUUACUUCAACCGUCUGGACAACAAACACACACAAUCCAUCUCCUCUGGGUACAACUUCAGGUUUGCUAGAUAUUACCGUGACCCUAAUGGGGUGGAGUUCCGUGACCUGAUGAAAGCCUACGGCAUCCGUUUUGAUGUGAUAGUUAAUGGCAAGGCAGGAAAAUUCAGCAUCAUCCCCACAGUCAUCAACAUUGGUUCUGGGCUGGCGCUCAUGGGUGCUGGGGCUUUCUUCUGCGACCUGGUACUUAUCUACCUCAUCAGAAAGAGCGAGUUUUACCGAGACAAGAAGUUUGAGAAAGUGAGGAGUCAGAAGGAGGAAGCCAAUGUUGAGGUUGAGGCCAACGAGAUGGAGCAGGAGCUGCCGGAGGACAAGCCACUGGAGAGCACUUGUCAGGAUGAGCAGUCCCAAGAACUGGACCAGAGCAGCAGGAAGCAGAAUAGCCACUUCCAGGUGCUCUUCGAGCCUGCCAGGUCUGGCCUCCAGGAGAAUGUCGUCAUGAACGUGAAACAGUCACAGGUCUUGCAAACAGUGAAGACGUAGCCAGAGCUCUUGGAAGAGAACAGAUUCAAAGAUGAUUGGGCCAGGACAGGCCACAGCUCUCAACUGGGGAGAGGCAUCUCUGUGGUGCCUGCUCAGGAUGAAGCUUCUGAGAACAAGCCUCACAGCUCCACCCAGCUUGGGUGGGAUCCUGCUGCAAGCUUUGUUUCAUGGAAGGCCUCCUGGUGGCCAAAGUGGCUCAGGAUGCAGGAAGGAGGCCCUGGGGCAGGCCCUCAGGGAAGGGGCAAGCCUGGGGUUUCAGUGGUUGGUUUUCAUUCCUGACUCUGAGCCCAGCUGGACAUGUGUGUAUUAUUUAUACAGGCAGUACACAUUUAUUGGUGCAUGCUGCACUUUAGUCCUGAGAGACUUAAAGGAGAUGUUGACUUGGCCCUAGGGUAGAGGGCACACAUGUUAACCUUCACCAGAGACACCACAGUCAGCCCAGCCAGCCUCUAGCCAAGACUUUGACAGGUCCCUGCAGAGAAUGAUUACCCAGAAAAAGCUGCUGGAUGACAUCCAGGGGACACUUGACUCCACCCCCAGAUGUAAAAUGUAAAGCUGGCCAAGGAGACACCUGGAAAAAUGCUUAAGGGGAGAGCAAACUCCAGGGGCUCCCAGGUAAGAUUGGGGAGGGAAGGCAAGUAAGCCACUAUCUGAAGCCUAGGGUAGCUCUGGGAAAUUGACUUGCCCAGGUGAGAGAUGGACUUGUGUGGUUCAGCUCUUGCUGUUUGGUGGUGCUGGGGGUCCUGGUCUGACUUCCUUCCUGCUCUCAGAAGCCCAGCUUUGAUGUGCUAAUGAGAUAAAGGAUAAUUUUCACUG